GUUUUCAAUUUCCCCUUUUACUACCAUCGAAUAAACGCCCAAAAUAGGGGAACUUCAGUUGCGCUAGCUCCGCCACUUACCACCGCUGCAACUCUUUCUCUCUCCACCAUGGGUGCCACCAUCUCCACCACCACAACCUCACUCUCUCACCAUACCCUAACCCUAAUCCGCACCCAAUCCCACCACCACCAUCAACUCCGGCACUUCGCAAAAUAUACACCCUAUAAACCCCUUCCAAAACCCAAAGUCCACCAAAAACUCCGGGCCAUCAAAACCCUAAAAUCCCACCUGCAAGACUCAUACUUGAUCUCCCCUUUCCCCUGCCAUGGCUUCUCAGCCAACAAAUUCAAACCCCUUAAAACCCCUCUUCCUUCUGACCCAUCUGCUGCAAAGCUUGUUUUUGUGAAGAAUUCCCUUGUUUCUCAGGCAUUUGCUGGGACCCAGUUCGAGGCUUUGGGGAGUUGUAUGAAGGGCAUGAAUUCCCUCCUCUUUGUUAAGAAGGAAGACGCCGUGGGCCCAGUAAUGGGGGGUGUGAAAAGUGCUGUCAAAGAAGGGAAAUUGGAGUUCAAUGACUUCCCUGGGGCUGUUGUCAAUGGUCAACUUUAUGGGCAUUUGGAUUUGGAGGUUUUCCAGAAUACACCCUCCAAAAUGGAGGCUCAUGGGAUGGUUCUUGGUUCACUUUUCGGGCCGUCUUCGACUUUGAUGGCGGUUUUGGAAGGGUUUUGUGCUGAUGAUUCUGCCAAUGAGGCCGCUACCGAUGCUCCUGCUGAUGGUGGGAUUGAUGCUAAGGAUGUGAGUGAAAGCCCUGCUCAAUGAUACAGCAACCAUUCAGGAGUUUUUUUGGGUGAUUUUGCUCAAGUGUAGAAGGAGAUACAGUAUUUGAUUGCACUUGGAAUUGUACUUGUUUUCUAUCCAACUCCCUUUAGUUAUUCUAGCUUUUAUUGUUUUGAUUACCUCAUUACUUUUGGAGCGAGAUUGAUGUUUAAUGAAGGGAUCAGCUUGGCCUUCAUCACGUAAGCAUGAAUUCCGCAACCACAAAUAAUAAGCAGUGGAGGAUCUGCAAUUUUGGUUGCUUAUUGUCCAGUGGGAUAUACACUAGAUAAUAUUUGCAAGAAAUUGGAUUAGUUUGAAAUUUAUGAACACCAUAUUGGUAGUAUCGGCUUGGGGUGCAAUUCUAUUCUAAAUCUUUGCUCGGCCCUGGGUUAUGUGCUUGACUAUUGAGUUUUCUCUUCAAUUCUUUUGGUUUGGAUUAACAAGUAAAGCCAUUCUCUACUAACUGAUUUUGGGUUCAACACAUACAAUCUGGGUAUGGAUAUUAUCAGUCUCUUGUCCAAAUGUUAUUUACUUCGUACCGAUUGGAUGCCUCUUCUACAUAGUUAUCCCUCUCUUUGCAA
Molecule: messenger RNA, 1394 nt
Organism: Spinacia oleracea (spinach)
Lineage: Eukaryota; Viridiplantae; Streptophyta; Magnoliopsida; Caryophyllales; Amaranthaceae
Product: 50S ribosomal protein L10, chloroplastic-like
Exons: 2
Coding region: 109-816 (235 amino acids)
Source: RefSeq, a predicted model, not a curated record